Molecule: messenger RNA, 3884 nt
Organism: Polychytrium aggregatum
Lineage: Eukaryota; Fungi; Chytridiomycota; Chytridiomycetes; Polychytriales
Product: autophagy-related protein 13-domain-containing protein
Exons: 8
Coding region: 130-3714 (1194 amino acids)
Biological process (GO): piecemeal microautophagy of the nucleus; autophagosome assembly; mitophagy
Cellular component (GO): extrinsic component of membrane; Atg1/ULK1 kinase complex; cytosol
Source: RefSeq, a predicted model, not a curated record
GCAUCCUCCUGCACGCCUCCCCCCCAGCAGCGGCCGUCGGCGCCAGCGUUAUCUCGUCAGCUGGAAACCAGCGAUAUAUCUUCCCCCUCCCCUCCCCGCCUUCGCCCCCCUCGCUGGCCAGCAUUCUCUAUGGAGGACCACGAUGCCCGGUCCAGCACGCCCGGCCCGCACUCUCCUCUCCCACAACCCAUCCCACAGCGACGAGCCGUGAGCUCCCACUCCCCAUCCGUUGAAUCGUCGUCGUCAUACCCGCCGCUCAGCUCCAGCAACCCUCCGUCGGCCUUCCACCCGCACGGCAUGGUCUCCCUCUCGCCCCCGUCGCAGCCUGCGGCCCCUCCGUCGGCCCAGGGUGCGUCGGCCAAGCUCUCCAAGCUUGACCAGAUCAUCCAGAACUUCUACUCCAAAGUUGCCCAGGUCAUUGUCCAGGCCAGAUACACACAGGCACAAUACCCGGCAUCAUCCACCCAUCCCUCGGGGCUGCCGGGCUCUCCACAUCUUCCCCGACGACCAUCAUCAGCGCUUUCCAGGAACACCAUGGGCUCCCAAGACGAGGUCGAGUCCCAUGCAGCACACACCCCGCUGCCCAAAAAGACCAACAAAUGGUUCAACCUCGAGCUCGAGGAGCUUGAGCCUCUGAAAGAGGAGAUUCGGUACUGGCGCACCGCCGCGAUCCAACCCAACCAGAUUCCGCCCCCGCUCAUUCUGGAUAUCUAUCUCGACAUAUCCGAAAUCACACCCUCGCACAACCUCAUUCUGAAGGACGAGGUUCUGCAGCGGCGGAAGCGGAUCUACUGGGACCAACUCGAGUCAGUCGAUCCUGUCGCCGGCAAGGCCGUGAGGAAGAGGACCAUCCUGCUGGAAACGUGGCAGCUGACGCUAUCCCAACCGGGUCCGGCUCAGUCGCCAGAGCUUCCCACGCUAUACAAAAAGUCUGUGGCCUUCUUCCGAUCGCUCUACAGCAUGGUUCGCCUGCUGCCAGCCUACCGUCUCUACCGUCGAAUCAAGUCGCAGCCGGAUCUGCUCAAGGUCGGGUACCGACUCUCGAUGUCGCGGAACACCUCGUUCUCGGAAGCUGGAUUAGAUCAGCUUCACACGGGUAGCGAUAUGCGACGAGGAAUCUCCGAGCUCAGCUUCGGAAACAUCGAUACGCCGUACGGAAUCUUCUCGCUCCACGUCAACUACCGCAACGAGUGCGACUUCUCCAUUGACAUCCCCGACUCGCUCGCCCACUCACGCUUUACCGAUCUGGACGAAAACUACUUUUCUCCACGCAACGUCGGCAUCGAUAUCGUUGGCAGACGCACAUCCUUCCCGACCAGCCGGCCAUCCCUGACUCGCCGCGAGUCGCGGGAUCAGAACCUUCAGCAAGGGUCGCUCACGACUCCGGCAAAGGCUUCGGCCAACCCCCAUACGCAUCGCCAGGAAUCGCACUCAUCGCUCGGAAGCGGCGGCACCGGCUCGGACGGGACUCACGUUGCUGCAUCCCUGCCAAACCACUUUGGAAGCACCAACAAUGCGUUUGCCGGGCAAGCCCCGAAUUCGUCUCUGCCGCGGUCGCUGUCGAUAUCGCCGUUGACUGCGGGCCUGGACGAGCGCCUCCGAGGCAGCUUGCACACGGUCACUCGGCGCGAGAGCAUGAGUCGACUGCAUCGCGGCCCCACGCACGACCACUUUUCGCCAUUUACGCCGUCGUCUCAGAGCACGCCGCCCCAUAUCCACAUGAUCCAGCCCCAUCCUGGCGACGACAACGUCGUUCCGGAAAGCAUCCGCUUCGAAUCCGAGCCACCGCCGUUCAUGCUCGCACCCGACUUUCACACAAAGGCCGUCGUAGACGAUACCGCCGUCGACUCGACCGGACCGGGGCCAGCGCGCCCAAACUCGGCCUUUACGUCCACACAUGCAGCUCCGUUUAUCGAGCCUCUUUUUGGAAUCCAUGGAACAAGCCCGCCCUUUGGCACUCUUCCGAGUCCUGACGCCAAGUCGUUCAAGUCUAUGGGCGGCGUUUCCAUCAACAGCAUCCAGUCGCAAACCUCUGGCCCGACUGCACAGCAAUACACAGCCCUGUAUCAUACAACGAUUCCCCCGUCCGUCCCCUUCAGCUUCAUGGGCACGCCCGGUGUCCCCUCCAACGAGUUUCCCGGCACUUCGGCGACGCCAACGACAAGCACCCACACCCCCGCAACCACCGCAGCCCUGGGCAGCACAAACCAGCUGCCGUCCGCCGUGUCUGUUCCUUCCACAACCCCGCCGAUGGUCGGACUGGGAGGAUCUCCCAUCCUGUUCACGCCGUCGUCGUCGCUGGGCCAAGUUCACCACCUAAGUACCCACGACUACGGCACCUCGCCGCCGCCCUUCGUGACUGGAGCCGUGGCUCCUAUGGAUAUCCGCAGGGACCCGAGCGGCAACUACGGCGUGCUUCGGUCCUCCGAUAGUGUCCGAAGCAUAGGGAUUCCUUCGGGCGGCGCAUCACAAGGCGGAGCCAGCGGCGGAAGCCCGCAUUCGAUCGAGUCAGAGAUUGGACGCCGAUCCAGAACCAAGUUGGCAAAGUUUCACCAGCUCAAAGAACGCAACGCCUCGUUCUCCGAGUCACUCAUCAUGGCCGUAAGCAUGAGCAUGAACUCAAGCGCCGACAGCGGCCGGCGCAACCUUGGUAUUGUCAGCGAAGAAACCCGCCCGCAACCACAUACCGCAAGCCUCGACGAUGCCUCGGCGGCAAUCGGCCAACCGCUCUCUCGGGACGGUUCGCGGCCGCAACUGAUGCACACUCCGCCUCGGGCCCGUCCUGUCUCCAUCCCGGAACCGCCGCAAGGCACUUUAUCCCAAAGCAGUGCUGCGGCAGACCGGUCGUCGCUGUCGAGCACCCAGUCGGCGCCUUAUCGCCAGCUGCAGUCUCAACCGCCGACUCGGCAUCCGGAGAGCGAGCGCGGACAAAGCUCGCCGAGCAGUUCGCACCAGGAGGUUGUCUCUACGGCAUCGCGUCGGCUGAGCGGCCACUACAAGGCACCGCUCGGCGAAGCGGUAUCGACGCUUCCGCCGUUCCACAGCGAGCCACUCUCGUUCGAGCGCAACCCCCUCUUCAGUCUUCCAACGGCGGUGGGGCGUGGUGCAUUCUCGAGCACAGCCGGCUCGCAGUCCCCGUCUCGGCUGCAUGACUGGACAGCCGGACCGAUUGUGUCCCUGGGCCAGUCGGAUGCCAAGAUCCUCGACGACGAACCUCCGUUCUCGCUGCCGACACAGGAAACGCGGUACUCGGUGUCUCAGCCAGCGCCGAUGCACUCUCACCGACUGUCAUGGCGGCACUCGCUUCCCGAGCAAAGUCAUCGUCUCGAUCCGCAGGGCCAUAUCCAUGACCCGUCGUCCAGGUCGGCUUAUGACCCAUCGAGUGCCUUUGGCCCGCCCGAACCACCCAAGCCCCUCACAGGCCGCCUCUAUGGGUUUGACGGCGAAGGUACCGACGGCGGGCCGACCACCUCUCGAAACGAGCGAUUCUAUGCACCGUCGACAGGCGGUCGAUCGCAGGCCAAGGUCGGUGGGCCCAAAUUUAUUGGCAGUCUCGCCGACCACUCGCACCACUCGCACCACUCGCAUCACUCGCAUCACUCGCACCACGGCCGUGGCCACGACCUCGAUCAGCUCGGCGAAGACGGAGAGCCUGACGAGGACGACGAGCUGCUCUUCAACAUGAGCGGCCUCGAUAUUGGCGACAGCCAGUGAGGGCGGUCGGGUCGAUGCGCUGAGGCAACAUCGCACCGAUCUCCUCUCUCCUCCCAGCGGCAGGCUCUGGAUCACUUCCACGGCGCUCUCGCACACUCUGGGGCCAUGCAUCGAGGCGAUCGACUGCCCAUUUUUGUUUUGGAUGCUGAAUAUACAGUCGAUCCAACCAA